Homarus americanus (American lobster) is the source of this 2941-nucleotide messenger RNA. RefSeq lists its product as uncharacterized. The record is from RefSeq and is a predicted model, not a curated record. The transcript has 19 exons. Bases 182 to 2941 code for a protein of 919 amino acids. NCBI's taxonomy places the organism in Eukaryota, Metazoa, Arthropoda, Malacostraca, Decapoda, Nephropidae. Gene Ontology annotation, cellular component: secretory granule.
GCUGUUAGAGGCGACGGGCGAGAAUCAAUCGGCAACCACGCGAGGAGGGCGGCCAUAUUGUGACGUCACCAUCCGGGACACAGGGCUGACAGCGCCACCAUCUUACCAGUCGUGGUGAGCACCUGACCGGAGGGCGACUGAGGAGAGUAGCGGAGCGGGAUGAUGUAAGGUUCAGGACGAUAUGUUUCGUAAUGUGGGUGUCCUCUUAACUCUACUGGCUGUACACGACCUAAGGACCAGCGCUGCCGGAAAUAUAGGAUGCCUCUUCAGUGAGACAUUAUGUGAGGAGGACCGCGAGUGGUGCUUCGACGACCACGCGUUCGGUCACUGCCUUUCUGACUAUGGCCACUACAAGGAAGAGGAUUUACACCGGUAUGACUUGGGGUCUGAGGAGCUGCGGCAGCUGGAGCAGGAGAUGCAGCGGCUCUUCCUCCUUGGUUACCGCUGGUCUCACGUCUACACCCAGUGUGUCCUCCAGACGCUGCUUCACUCCAUCCGUCUCAAAUCCGAGUUUGACAUAAGCAGCUGCAAUGGCGGCCUGGACCAGGACUUGGAAGGGGCGUUGAGGGCCAUAGAAGGAGAGGAACUGGAGCAGGUUGACCCGCGCAACCUGGCCAUCGUCCGCUUCACGCCGUCAGUCACCGACCCCCACUCAGACUAUGCUGAUGAGGUCUACUUCCCACCCAUCAAGGACCAGCUGCUUGAGGACCACCCAGGAAACCAACCAGACCAGGAUCAUGAACACCAGGAUUCUGUAACGAGUGGACAAGGGGGAGAAGGCGAAAGGAAGGGUGGCAGGACGGGUGGCAGGAUGGGUAGCGGAGGGGACAAGACUCUGAGCCGGCCCCCUCAGCUCGCUCCGCUCCCCGCCAACCCCCCAGGACCUCCCCCCAGCGAUGGCAAUGCCCCUCCUUCAGCACCUGACAACCUCCAUCCAAUCCCCGACAACUCCAGAGCUCUUAACUACAUCAACUACUUUGGCAACAUCAACGGGUAUGAUGAUGAUGAUGGUGACGAGGACGAGGAAGAUGACGAGGACGUGUAUCAGUCGCCCUACCACUACCAGACGCCCGUCAACCCCGUCUUCCGCAAGAGAGGGAUGCCAUCCCGGGGUAACUCCGAGUCAAGACAAUUGAGCUUCAACGAUUGGAAACAGGUGUCUGAUUUCCUGGAAGAUAUGAGGUUACAGCAGCCUAGUCGCUUCAGUACCGACGAGGCCGUGUUCUUCCCCGAAGGGUAUCUCGACGAGGAAGAGGACGAGGAUGAAGGCGUGUUUGAUGAACGGCCAACAAGACCCAUGUAUACCGAGGGCGGCCGUCAGUUCAUGCCGGGCGUUGACGAUGAGAAGGGUUUCAUGGAUCCCAGAGAGUCCUCGAGCUGGUCUAACAUGCCACAAAAUCUGCGUGGUGUGCCCGGAGGAUUUCGUAACUCACCUGACGAUCUACGUAACAUGCAAGGGAUGUAUGACAACCUACAGCGUUCCCCGGUAGACUUCAGGAACCUUCGUGGAGACAUGCGGAACGUGCCUAAUGAUCUGAGAAACUUCCCUGGAUUCCUGGGUCAGUAUGUUCCUCAGGAGGUCUACAUGCCUGACAACAUAGGACCUGAGAACACCCAUGACCGCCUCCUGAUGCAAGAUGAACCUCCCUUGGAAGCCAACUUCAGAGAUAUGACGCGGGACCGACUCUUACUGGAAGAUAACUUUCCAAACCAGUUUCCACGUACUUCAUCCAAGCUAUCGGCACUGCAAGAAGCGUUCGGGCCACAGCUGAGCAACCUGAGGGACUACGAUGACUUCCAGGAGUACUCAGAGAACGGCUUCUUGGAUGACUACGAUGACUAUGACAUGUACGUGGAUGGCCGACUGAGAUCUGGCCAGUCCAGCACACCCAAGUUUGUCAAGAAGGAUGAAGAAUCAGCGAAUGUGGACUACGACCUGCUAUCAAAUAUGGGUUACAACUUCCAGCGGCCAAUGCGUGUGGAUGUCAAGAAACCUGGACCCAAUUUCAACAGCAACAACAACUUCGCCUUCGAGUACACUGACGAGGACGACCGUGCUGACGAAAUGGUGGAUGAUGACGUAGCCACUUUGGAUGGUUUCGGCUUAGGUCGUGCCGGAGACGGUAUGUUAUUCGCUCGACUAGUGCAGGAGAUGCGAGCAGCCCCGUCCAGAGGAAGUAGAUCUGACGAGGUAAACGACGAGAAUGACGAAGAAGUUGAAGAAUCGAUGAUACCCAUCGGUACCAUGUUUGACAAGUCUGUUCCCGUAUCCACGGGGGUCUUUGUAUCCACGGGGUCUUGUAUCCACGGGGUCUUAGUAACCACGGGGUAUACACGGGGGGUCUUUGUAUCCACGGGGGUCUUUGUAUCCACGGGGGGUCUUAGUAACACGGGGGUCUUUGUAUCCACGGGGGUCUUAGUAACCACGGAGGAUCGUAGUCUCCACAGGAUCUUAGUAUUCACACCCCUCCGUGAAGAGUGGAAACCCGAAGAGCCCUCCAGGAGUGUCGAGAACAUAGUAGUAUAUGAACCACCCACGACAGCUCACACAGGAAGACUCAAUAAAGGAAGUCUGAUCUCUUUUGAUAAUCGCUUGGUGGACGAAUCAGAUGAUGACGUCAUUCCCGUAUUUGACCUGGAGAAGAAUGAUAAACGGAUACAGGAACCAAAAGACGAAGGAGAAGAGACGAAAGUUGGAACAGAGAGUUCGUCGUCGCCGUCGUCAUCAUCUUCGUCCUCGUCACCACCCGCCACGGACGACCCAGCAGACACCACCACCACUAUCACUACCACAACACUGAAGCCGCUACCACCAGCCACCUCCUACGUCCACAUCACCGUCAAUGAAGGGUUCCGGGACAAGGAGCAGGCCACUAGUCUUGCCAGGGAGGCCGUGUUGAUGACAGGGUUGAACACAGACUAUAUGGACAGGCUAAAGUAA